AUGCGUAGUGCUCCCACCAUUUCAUCACAAAACCCUUUAGAAACCCUUCGUGCCUUUUUCUCUUGUGCCAAGAUUCUCUCUUCAGCGCAGCAACUUCACGCUCAGGUCAUCAUCAACGGGCUUCACAAGAAGGUUUUCUAUGGUUCCAACAUCACCAAUGUUUAUAUCCAAUCGGGUUCUCUUCCUCUGGCCAAAAAGGCUUUUGAUCAAAUUUCCGUUAAGAACCUUCAUUCUUGGAACACCAUUAUUUCGGGUUACUCAAAACGCAGUCUCUACGGUGAUGUUUUGCAGCUUUUUCGACGAUUGCGAAGUGAAGGCAAUGCAGUGGAUGGCUUCAACUUGGUGUUUUCCGUUAAAGCGAGUCAAAGGUUGCUGCUUUUGCAUAAUGGGAGGUUGCUUCAUUGCUUGGCCAUCAAAUCUGGGUUGGAGGGAGACCUGUUCUUCGCGCCUGCGAUUUUGGAUAUGUAUGCUGAGUUGGGUUCUCUGGACGAUGCCCGCAAGCUGUUUGAACGAUAUUCUUACAGAAGCUCGGUUAUGUGGGGCUUUAUGAUAAAGGGGUAUUUGAAUUUUUCUUUAGAAUCCAAAGUUUUUGAGCUAUUCUCGUGCAUGACUAAUUAUUUUGGUUUCAAAUGGGAUGCUUUCACAAUGGAAGGUCUAGUUCGAGCCUGUGCAAACCUUUUGGCUGGGAGAGAGGGGAAAGCAUCUCAUGGGGUGUGUAUAAAGAACAAUCUUCUGGUGAAUGUCUGUUUGCUGACAUCUGUUAUAGAUAUGUAUAUGAAAUGUGGAGUUACUCAUUAUGCAUUUAGGUUGUUUGAAAAAGCGAAUGAUCUUAAGGAUGUGGUUCUAUGGAGUGCUGUGAUUAAUGGGUGUGCCAAGAAAGGGAAAUUUUGUGAAGCUUUGUCCGUGUUCAGAAGGAUGCUGGAAAACUCUAUUACCCCAAAUCCGGUGACAUUGGCUGGCGUAAUUCUAGCUUGCUCUGGGGUGGGGUCUUUGAAACAAGGAAAAAGUGUGCACGGCUUUGUGGUUAGAAACAUGGUUCAAUUGGAUGUGGUAAAUUAUACUUCUCUUGUGGACAUGUAUUCUAAAUGCGGGUGUGUCAAAACUGCUUACAGAAUCUUCUGUAUGAUGCCGGCCAAAAAUGUAGUCUCUUGGACUGCAAUGAUAAAUGGAUUUGCAAUGCAUGGCUUGUAUUUUAAAGCUCUUUCCAUUUUUUAUCAAAUGACACAGAAUUCAUGUGUUAUAUCAGGAAAACACGUGCCCAACUCGAUUACAUUUACUUCAGUUCUAUCUGCUUGUAGUCACUCUGGAAUGGUUCAGGAGGGGUUGAGGAUCUUUAAUUCUAUGAAAGAUUAUGGCAUUUCUCCAACUGAGGAACACUGUGCCUACAUGAUAGGUGUUUUAGCUAGAGUUGGUCAAUUUGAUGCAGCAUUAUCCUUUCUCUCAAACAUGCCUAUAAAACCUGGUCCUAAUGUUUUGGGAGUUCUAUUAAGUGCAUGUAGAUUCCAUAAACGAGUUGAACUUGCUGAAGAAAUAGCGAAAACACUUUCAUCUUUAGAGCAUAAUGAUUUAUCCUGGCAUGCUUCAUUGUCGAACAUAUAUUCUGAUGGUAGGAUGUGGGGAGUAGUAGAGAUGGCAAUGGCUGAAGAAGGGUUGAAUAAGAGUCUUGGCUUUUCCUCAAUUGAAGUCAGGAAUAAGUUGUGUCUAUUUAGUUCAAAUGAUACACUUGCGUUCACAAGCACAAAUAUCAGUCAUACUUGGAAUUCUCUCAGUAGGGAAAUGAGAGAAAUUGCUUUGUUAUAA
Messenger RNA from Glycine soja, 1800 nucleotides. RefSeq names its product pentatricopeptide repeat-containing protein At1g06140, mitochondrial-like. Gene Ontology annotation, molecular function: protein binding; RNA binding. Gene Ontology annotation, biological process: RNA modification. The transcript has a single exon. Lineage: Eukaryota; Viridiplantae; Streptophyta; Magnoliopsida; Fabales; Fabaceae. The record is from RefSeq and is a predicted model, not a curated record. Bases 1 to 1800 code for a protein of 599 amino acids.